Messenger RNA from Cladophialophora psammophila CBS 110553, 1740 nucleotides. RefSeq lists its product as uncharacterized. The transcript has a single exon. The record is from RefSeq and is a predicted model, not a curated record. The coding region runs from base 1 to 1740 and encodes 579 amino acids. NCBI's taxonomy places the organism in Eukaryota, Fungi, Ascomycota, Eurotiomycetes, Chaetothyriales, Herpotrichiellaceae.
AUGCUUUGGGGGAUGCCUUUGCUUCUUACCCUCGGUCAAUCUUCCGAUAUUGAGGCGGGCAGUCUGAGCGACAAUGCCGCUCGGGUUGUUCCUGUGGCUCCCUUGACCGGACCAGGUGUAUCAACACUGACAGAUCCGAACACCGUCUCCAGUCCGGUCACCUCUUCCUUUGCAGGCUCAUUCAGCUCGGCGCCUACCAUUGCUGAUGGCUGGUGGUCCUCAUUCUGGUCUUCAGUUGCUGCAGGCUCUACAUCAUGGGAUGGCGAUGGGUUUGGGACCACUGAUAUCGUUCUCACGUUGUAUUCGACCGAUUCAACCACCACGGAUUCUGCAGGGAUGGUGAGCUCACAGCCUUUGACAACAGUCACGGGCACACUGUCGGCAAGUGUUACAAGUUCUACCUUCGUUGCCCAUGGAUCAGAGUCGCUCAUUUCAUCGGGGCCUAUCGUUGUUCCGGCCUCCAAGUCCAUGUCACCCGAUACAUCAGCUGUUGUUGAUUCGUUGUCAUCUGAUAAGACAACCACUACUACGCUCACAACACGAGUUAAGACCACAUUGUAUGUGACAAAUGUCACCACGGCUCCUCGUUUGUCUGCAACGCCAGCAACUUCUAUGCGGAGCUGGAGCGAUUGGACUUUGAGCCGGUCCUGGCCAGCUUGGCUGAAUUCCACAGCCUCACGAAGUGCCUCACGAAGCAUCUCGACUGCUCAUUCAACUACCGCGGACUCGCUUUCGACGGCCUCGAGUGCGACCCCAGAAUCUCUGCCUGAGGUGACAGUCACAGUCUAUGUCACACCACUUUUGCCGACAAGCCCGUCAACCACUACGCUUACCGUGACUGUAUUGGCCACAUCGACAAGGACAACUCUGGUUAGCUUAACUACAGGUUCAGAUGUGGCUCUAACGUCAGGUUUGAUGACCAUCAGCCCCAUCAGCCCUCACACGAGCGCCGUGUCUGUAGCCAGUAUUCAUACGCCGUCAUCCACCUCGUUGCCUGUCCGCAAUGCUACAAUCAGUCCCAAUGUCGAACCGACUCUCUCUCUUCGGUUGCCCGGCGGAGUGUUCUUGUCGACAGAGACAAACGGGGUGGUCUACUCAUACAGUGGCUAUACAUCGGCGAACACCACCCACUACGUGAGCCUUCUAGCACCCAUAAUUACAACUUGCGUUCCGACGACUACAGUAACCUAUUACAAUGCCCAAGGAAGUCCUACUCAAACCAUUCUCCAGUGUGGAACCGGUAUCGGCCCAGAUGUGACCCCGGGAUUUGGGAUCGCGAGUCUAGACAACACUGCGACGCCGCAUUCGACAUCAACACUGUCUAUUUCGCCACCAACUGCAAGCCCAUUGCCAACAGCUCCUGCUGCGUCGCCGCUGUCUCCUGAGAACCCUCCACCCACACGAGUGACCGCGAGCCUUGACAGUCCGCUAGCGUGCAGCCUUGGUUUCGGAAAUCCCACGCCGCCAGGCCGCACCUUAACGCCAGCAAUCACGAACCACGCGCAUGGAACUGUUGCCAGCAGUGAGACUCCUUCUCCUUCCCGACUAUGGCAAGACGGCAGUGGGCUCGAAAGCGCCGGAAGCGUUUCUUCUCGCACUUCUGCAUCCAAGCGGGAUCGGGACCAGGAUGAUCGACCGCAACGAACUCGGGCUGCCAAUAGGACCUUCCUGCGCAGCAGUGAGGCCGUUGGAGGACAGCGACCGAGCACCACGCUGAUCACCGUGCCUCGAUCGAGCUAA